Messenger RNA from Telopea speciosissima, 3167 nucleotides. Its product is annotated as receptor-like protein kinase FERONIA. Bases 159 to 2816 code for a protein of 885 amino acids. The transcript has a single exon. Gene Ontology annotation, biological process: protein phosphorylation. The record is from RefSeq and is a predicted model, not a curated record. NCBI's taxonomy places the organism in Eukaryota, Viridiplantae, Streptophyta, Magnoliopsida, Proteales, Proteaceae. Gene Ontology annotation, molecular function: protein kinase activity; ATP binding.
CUGGCUGAUUAAUCGGAUAAUGUCAUCCAUUGAGUUGAGUUCUGGAGCUGAGCGUAUAGUUCAGAGCUCAAUCUCUGCCUGAGAAAUCAACCGCGGGUAUUCUGUAAUCUGGGUCCUGUUGAAAACCAACUUAUUAGUUUCCCUUCUUUUUGCCGGCCAUGGAGAAGAGAAAUAAGAGUGAUAUUGUCUCUAUUAAAACUUUUCUGUACUUCUUCUUCCUACUUCAUGUGGUUUAUGCGGACAAUUCAUCGUUUGUUCCCUCUGACAAGAUCCUCUUGGCUUGUGGUGCACCCUCUGGGACUGUGGAUACGGAUGGUCUGAAGUGGACUUCCGAUAUCGGUUCCAAAUAUGUGGCAGCUGGUGAUAACUCUUUAACAUCCCCGGCUGCCACUCAAGAUCCCUCUGUUCCUCAAGUUCCUUACAUGACUGCAAGGAUCUUCCGAUCUGAACUCACUUACAGCUUCCCUGUUUCCACCGGCCGCAAAUUUAUCCGUUUCUAUUUCUACCCGGAUUCUUAUGCUGGUCUCAAUGCCUCUAAUUCACUCUUCUCUGUUACUUGCGGGGAAUAUACCCUACUCAAAAACUUCAGUGCUUACCAGACUACUCAGGCUCUGAACUUCGCUUUUAUCAUCAAGGAAUUCUCUGUCAAUACAGAUAGUGAAAGAUUGAACAUAACCUUCACACCCUCAAAGGUUUCCAAUGCCUACGCCUUUGUGAAUGGGAUUGAGAUUGUGUCAAUGCCUGACAUAUAUAGUACUACUAAUGUACCUGUCAUUAUUGUUAGCGAAGGUGCUCAAUUCUACAUUGAUAACAGUACUGCACUUGAGAAUGUUUUUCGGCUAAAUGUGGGUGGCAACGACAUUUCACCCACAGGCGAUACUGGCAUGUUAAGGUCUUGGUUCGAUGAUUCACCAUACAUUUAUGGUGCUGCUAUUGGUGUCACAGACUUGGCAAAUUCCACAUCCAUGAUUCAAUUUCCUACCAGCAUUCCUAGCUAUGUCGCACCAGUGGAUGUAUACGCCACUGCUAGGACAAUGGGGCCAGAUCCAAAAGUCAAUGUGAACUACAAUCUGACAUGGAUUUUCACAGUUGACUCAGGGUUUUUUUACCUGGUGAGGCUUCAUUUCUGUGAAUUAGAAUACACCAAGAUUAAUCAGAGGGUGUUCGACAUCUUCCUCAAUAACCAGACUGCAGAGAAUGCGGCAGAUGUGAUAGCUUGGGCUGGAUCGAUCGGAGUUCCGUUUUAUAAGGAUUAUGUGGUUCUUGUGCCACAGGGGCAAGGCCAGCAGGAUAUGUGGCUUGCACUGCAUCCGAAUACACAAUCGAAGCCCAAUUAUUAUGAUGCAAUCUUAAAUGGAGUGGAGAUAUUUAAGGUGAAUGAUACUACUGGAAACCUUGCUGGACCUAAUCCAAUUCCCCCACCACCAGUGCAGCAAGUGCAAAGCCCUCCCCCAUCUUCUAGUUCAGGUGGCUCAAAUAAAGUCAUUGCUGGAAGUGUUACAGGUGGUGUUUCUGUUGCCGGUCUCCUUUGUUUCGUUGUGUUUGCUGUAUCCCGCCGUAGGCAAGGGAAGGACUCCAGUUCUAGUGAUGGACCAUCUGGCUGGCUUCCUCUUUCACUGUAUGGAAAUUCACACUCUUCAGGAUCUGCCAAGACAAACACAACAGGAAGCUAUGCUUCUUCUCUUCCUUCAAACCUUUGCCGCCACUUCUCAUUUGCUGAAAUCAAGGCUGCUACCAAAAACUUUGACGAGGCACUGAUCCUUGGUGUAGGUGGGUUUGGUAAGGUAUACAAGGGUGAAAUUGAUGGUGGUACCAUCAAGGUUGCAAUCAAGCGUGCGAACCCAUCCUCUGAGCAGGGUGUACAUGAAUUCCAGACAGAGAUUGAGAUGCUUUCGAAGCUGCGACACCGCCACCUGGUCUCGCUUAUUGGGUACUGUGAAGAGAAAUGUGAAAUGAUCCUUGUUUACGAUUACAUGGCCUAUGGGACUCUCCGGGAGCACCUUUACAAGACCCAAAAACCACCACUCCCAUGGAAGCAAAGGCUUGAAAUCUCCAUUGGAGCUGCUAGGGGAUUACACUAUCUCCACACUGGUGCCAAAUACACUAUCAUCCACCGAGACGUCAAGACGACAAACAUCCUCUUGGAUGAGAAGUGGGUAGCAAAGGUUUCAGAUUUUGGAUUGUCAAAGACUGGACCAACAUUGGAUCACACACACGUCAGUACUGUUGUGAAGGGUAGCUUUGGUUAUUUGGAUCCAGAGUAUUUCCGAAGGCAGCAGCUGACAGACAAAUCAGAUGUGUACUCAUUCGGGGUGGUACUGUUUGAGCUUCUAUGUGCACGGCCAGCAUUGAAUCCAACGCUGCCUAAGGAGCAAGUGAGCUUGGCAGAGUGGGCAUUUCAUUGCCAGAAGAAAGGGAUGCUUGAUCAGAUCAUGGACCCAUAUCUGAAGGGGAAGAUUGCACCGGAGUGCUUCAAGAAGUUUGCAGAGACGGCAGAGAAGUGUGUGGCAGAUCAGGGAAUCGACCGGCCGUCGAUGGGUGAUGUGCUGUGGAACCUUGAAUUCGCAUUACAGCUACAGGAAAGCGCGGAGGAGAGUGGCACUGUUAUUCAGAGUGACAUGGAGAUAGAGGAGACUCCAUUCAAGAAAAGCAGUGGGGGAAAGAAGGACCCAAAUGGGUAUGAGGGGAACAUGACAGAUUCAAGAAGCAGUGGGAUGUCGAUGAGCAUUGGAGGUCGAAGCCUUGCGAGUGAGGCUUCGGAUGGUUUGACACCCAGUCAAGUGUUCUCACAGAUCAUGAACCCCAAAGGACGUUGAGGGCUCAGCAGGUAUCUGUUCAAAUUAAAACCAAUAGAGUGAUGAGAUGUUUGGAUAACCACGUUCUGUUCUAUGGAUUUUCCCCCCCUUCUCUUCAGUCCAUUAACUUUGUUAAAAUCAUUCUUGUUGUUAAUGUUUUUUAAAUUUCUGGUGGAAAUUGUUAUGGCAAUGGCUUUCACAAUUUAUUUAUGGUAAACUCUAAAGAAGCUUGUAAGUGAAUAAUGUUAUACUUGCAUCUUUUGGAAUUGGUUAUUUAUUUAUGGUAAACUCUAAAGAAGCUUGUAAGUGAAUAAUGUUAUACUUUCAUCUUUUGGAAUUGGUUAUUGAUUAUUGUGAGUCCUCUUUUGGCUA